AUGUUCCACAUGGGCAAGGUCAUACGGUCUCGCAAAGUCAUUCGUGAUGUGACGUACAGAUGGAUCCCCUUCCUAUUCGUCGUGUUAACGGUCAUCGUCUGUACGGCAUUGUUGAGCACCUCGGGCAAGCCACCUCGCGGCAUAGUCGUCACAUUUUCCGUCAUGGCGGGCCUCCUCGUCUUCUUCUUUCUGUUGUGCCACCUAAUGCUGUACUGCACUGGGAUCAAGCAUGAGAUGGAUACGGAGGAGGGAAAUGGCGACAACGGGAAUGUCGACCCCAGUCAUCAGCUCGACAGUAACAUUCCCCCAGGCUUCUUACCUGACGCCAAUGUCAACACCAAUACCAACACCAACACCAAUGCCAAUACUCAGGUGCAGCAGCGGGAGCGAGAUCAAACAGAGCAUCAUGGACUUGGGAGAGAUGAGCAGCACCGGCGUAGCCAGUAUCAUCCGGAUCAUCACCGACUCCUCAUCCUCUACGUCCGCAUCGAUCGCCACGUCAGGCAGAAAGUGCCCAGCAGCGGUAUCAGCCCGAACUGGGUUUUGAAGGAUUGCCAUCAGGCCGUCCACAAUCUCGGCACACGUCUGGCGGAUACGGCUCGUCAUUGCACUCAAAACACACGACAAGAUCACAAACGGAGGUGGCAGGGCAGCUUCCACCGCAGCGUACCAGACAACGAGUUCCGCAGCAGCAUCAGUGUCGCCCAACAGAGGGAAAAGGAGAUGUUCCUCGACAGCACCCAGAACAGACUCCGCGGCGCCUCGGGCCAUGCUGUCACGCCCGCGGAUCAAGCUGAGCCUCGGGAACACCCUGGGGAGGCGCCGAAUAGUGUGCAAGCUCAUUGUGCGCUCCUCGGUGGCCCGGAUGUCUGGGGACUGGUAUCGAACUUAUUCUCCGACAUGAGGCCACGCGCUCGUCUCCGGCGAAAGUCUGGCGACGACUAUCUCGAUCGAACCCCAUCAGCACUAGACGAUGGCGACACCGUCAUAACCCUCCGAGAUAUCGGCCCCCGCCGGUUCGUCGACGGCGGUCUCAUCGACGUUGGUCUCAUCGGCAGCCUCGACCAGCCCUCCGCUCUCGAGCGGACCGUCAGCCUGUUCCUCACUGAGAGCAGAGUCAGGGCACAGCCCCCAUCCGAAUUCAGCCUCAAGCGCACGCUCAGAACAGAACGGCUGGGUUGA
Messenger RNA from Diaporthe citri, 1182 nucleotides. RefSeq lists its product as uncharacterized. The coding region runs from base 1 to 1182 and encodes 393 amino acids. The transcript has 4 exons. Lineage: Eukaryota; Fungi; Ascomycota; Sordariomycetes; Diaporthales; Diaporthaceae. The record is from RefSeq and is a predicted model, not a curated record.